Messenger RNA from Candida tropicalis MYA-3404, 1623 nucleotides. RefSeq names its product chaperonin-containing T-complex subunit (gene CCT8). The coding region runs from base 1 to 1623 and encodes 540 amino acids. Gene Ontology annotation, cellular component: chaperonin-containing T-complex. Gene Ontology annotation, molecular function: ATP binding; ATP hydrolysis activity; ATP-dependent protein folding chaperone. The record is from RefSeq and is a predicted model, not a curated record. Gene Ontology annotation, biological process: protein folding. Lineage: Eukaryota; Fungi; Ascomycota; Pichiomycetes; Serinales; Debaryomycetaceae. The transcript has a single exon.
AUGUCAUUGAAAUUGCCACAAGCACCAAACUCAGGGUUGUUUAAACAAGGAUACUCUUCCUUUUCCAAUGCCGAUGGGGCAAUUAUUAGAAACAUUGAAGCUGUUCGUGAAAUCGCUUCUAUAAUUCUCACAUCCAUGGGACCAAGCGGAAGAAACAAGAUCAUAGUCAACAAAUUGGGAAAGAAAUUCAUCACCAAUGAUGCAGCAACCAUGCUCAACGAAUUAGAGAUUGUUCAUCCAGUUGUGAAAAUCUUGAUCCAAGCUUCUAAACAGCAGGAGUUUGAAAUGGGUGACAACACCAACUUGGUCAUUGUCCUUGCGGGCGAGUUUUUAAAUGUCGCCGAAAAAUUAUUAACAUUGGGAUUGAAUGUCAGUGAAAUCAUACAAGGGUUUAAUUUGGCCAAUAAAUUUGUCAUGGAAACUUUGGACGAUUUAGUUGUUGAUAAAGUCGAGUCAUUUGAAUCUGAUUUAUUGAAAGCUGUCAAACCAGUCAUUGCAGCCAAACAAUAUGGUGUGGAAAGUACCAUCAGUAGGUUGGUGGUUGACGCCAUCAAAUUGAUCAUCAAGAAUGGAUCAUUCAAUGUUGACAACGUAAGAGUGGUUAAGAUCAUGGGUUCAUCUCUUUCCCAAUCCCAAGUUGUUAAAGGUAUGGUUUUUCCAAGAGAACCAGAAGGAACUGUCAAGAGCAUCAAAAAGUCCAAAGUUGUCGUUUUCACUUGUCCAAUAGAUAUUUCAACCACAGAAACAAAGGGUACUGUACUUCUUCAUAAUGCUCAAGAAAUGCUCGACUUCACCAAAGGUGAAGAACAACAAUUGGAUCAAAUGUGUAAAGAAAUCAAUGAUUCUGGUGUUAAAGUUGUUGUUGCCGGAUCCAAUGUUGGUGAAUUGGCUUUACAUUACCUUAACAAGUACGGCAUUUUGGUAUUAAGAGUUCCAUCCAAAUUUGAUUUGAGAAGAGUAUGUCAAGUCUGUGGUGCUACCCCAUUGCCACGUUUGGGUGCACCAAUGCCAGAUGAAAUGGGAGAAAUCGAUGUUAUUGAAACCAAAGAAAUUGGUGGUGAUAGAGUUACAAUCUUUAGACAAGACGAAUCAACUUCCAGAACUGCCACCAUUGUUAUCAGAGGUGCUACACAAAACAAUUUGGAUGAUGUUGAAAGAGCUAUUGAUGACGGUGUCAACUCCAUCAAGGGGUUGGUCAAGGAUAACAGAUUGUUACCAGGUGCUGGUGCUGUUGAAAUUGAGUUGAUGAAACGCGUUACUGCUUAUGGUGAAACCACCCCAGGUUUGUUGCAAUUGGCCAUCAAGAAUUUCGCCAAAGCUUUUGAAGUUAUUCCAAGAGUAUUGGCAGACACUUCCGGUCACGACUCAUCUGAAAUCUUGAGUAAACUUCAUGCUGCUCAUGCCGAAGAAGGUGGUAUCAAAGCUGGUGUUGACAUUGACUCUGGUGAAGUCACUGAUACUGGUGUCUACGAUGCAUUGGCCACUAAAAGAUCUGCUAUUAGCUUGGCUGUUGAAGCUACAAACACUAUUUUAUCUAUAGACCAAAUCAUCAUGGCAAAGAGAGCUGGUGGACCAGUUAUGCCAAAGCAACCAAGACCAGGUAACUGGGAUCAAGAUGAUUGA